AUGGAUGACGAGGUUGGCCCUCUGGGCCACGAUGUCCAGGUUGUCGACCCUGAUGUGCGUGGCUAUGUGUAUAGCUUGGUCACUGCGCUGGGAGGGUUCAAUGGCGAAAAUGCCGACCAGUAUAUCCUGGGAGACGACGCAUUGGCCUGCUUGCGCGAUAUCAAACGAUGGUUGAAAUUGUACGAUGAGAAAAAUAACCGGAUGGACGUGGCGCGAUGUCUGGGAGAAGCCAACCUGGUGAACGGCGAUCUACUUCCGAUUCUCUCGACUUGGUGGGCCAGUGGUCAGAAAAGCAAACAUAUGACUCGCGUUGCUCUAGCAUGCUUGGAGCUUCUUGUCCCCUUGACCUGGCCGGUGGAAUUCCACAGCCAGAUGACAGUGAACCACCAUCGUCAUACCCCAUACAUUCAACAGGCUCAGGUCCAGUACAAAAGAGGCAUUCUCAAGCAUGAUGGCUCAAAUCUCCUCCGUACCAUCGUUCGAAUUGCCCUUCCGAGCAUGGCCAUUCCCCGAUCCGACCGCGAGACCCGAGACGAAGGAAUCAUCAAAUUGAUGCUCUAUCUCUUGCGAAAUAUGGCCGUUAUAUCCUCCAACGUACGACUUGCGGCUGAAGGAGAUGAGGAGGAGACUUCCAGAUCUUCCACUAUCAAUGCAUUCCAAGGCCAAGAUGCGUUUGCUCUUCUCCUGACCAUGUGCUCCAACAUUGGGGAAGACUUCAACUUGCAAGAUGUCGUUCUUCUCGAGAUUCUGUUUCACCUAGUAAAGGGCGUGAAUGUGGACAAGUUAUUCAUGGACGAGGACCAGAGGAAAGUCAAACGGACCGACGAACUCGGCGAUCUUCUCCGCAAGGAAAACUCGCUUCAGAGAGAAUAUGCAAAAACUGCACCUACACGGCAUGGGAGAUUUGGAACUAUGAUCUGGGUUAAGCGGGAUGAGGCCAAGGUGUCCACAGUCUCAGGACAAGAUACCUUGCGAGACAGUCAGACGACUCUGAACAAAAUGGACCAGAGCAAAAAGUGGAACAAGCCUCGUACUCGUCGUCGACAGGAGGAAGUGGUCCAGAACAACAACUUCAACAUGCCUAUCCAUCUCUCGUCUCUGGCAUCGAAAAACCUGAGAACCUUUGUGGAGGAGUUUUUGGACUCUGGAUUCAACCCUCUAUUUACUCACGUGCGGAAGGCCAUUGAACGCGAAGCGGACCGUGUGAUGGAUAUCAACACCCGACAAUUUUUCUACACAGUUAGUUGGUUCCUCGAAGCGGAGCGGGCACGACGGGUUCGACAGCAAUCCCAGCGCGCCAAAAACGCGAAAACGACCAAAGACAUAGAGCCAGAUAGUUAUGGUCUUGUUGCUGGAGUCCUGAACCAAGAGACAUUUAUCUCUUUGAAUCGAGCUAUGCAGAAUAGUAUGGACAACAAAGAAUGGGAAGAUCUGAAUGCGCAGAUGCGUUGCUUCACCCAGAUCCUGCUGACCGUCCAGGAGAUGGCUGCGUCUCCGUUGGACGAAGACCAAGAAAUCGCCGAGAACAUUCAAAAUCGAAUUUUCUACGAGGAAACCACACAUGACCGCAUCAUUGCCAUUAUGCGUGGUUACAAAGAUCAAGGGUUUGGUUAUCUCGAUGCCUGCACCGAGCUUGUUCACGUCUUUCUGCGGAUGCUGGAACGGUACUCUAAAGAAAACGCUGACAUGCAAGUGCGUUCUCGCCGGAGGGCCAAGCGCAGCAAGAAGAAGGCCGACCAGAUUAGUGAACAAGGUGGUGCCCAAAACGAUGACGAACAGAACUCGGAAGAUGAGGAUAUGGUGGACACUGCGCAGGUCAUCAAGGAGCGCAGCUUUGAUUUCAAGCGCUUUGCAGCAAAGUUCUGCAACCAGAAAUGUGUUGACACCUUUGUCGCUUUCACGGGAUACUACCGAGAGCUCAACUCGGAGCAACUAAAGCGAGCUCAUCGCUACUUCUACCGCAUCGCAUUCAAGCAGGAGAUGACCGUCCUGCUGUUCCGACUGGAUAUCAUAAGUCUUUUCUAUCGCAUGAUUAAAGGCCCAGAAGGAUUAGAUUCGAGCAAGCCGAUUUUCAAAGAAUGGGAGGAAUUAGUCCGACAGAUCAUUCGACGACUCCUCAAGAAAUUGGACCAGCGUCCUGCCUUGAUCACCGAGCUACUAUUCAGCAAGAUUAACUCCACCGUGUUCUACCUUGAAUACGGGCACGAAAGGCAAACCCUGUCUACUGUCAAGCGACCGCCCGCCGAGCUUGAGAUCACCUCUAGGGAGGCUACUACAAAAGAGGCCAGGUUGGGUAUUGUGGUUGGCGCCCUUGUCCUUGAUGGGCGUGCCGAUCUGGUGAAAUGGAUUGGUGAUGUUUUGCGCUCGGCCGCAUCCGAAAGAGAAGACUGGGAAGCGCAAGAUGAAGCCCGUCGCGCGGAAUCAACUGACGCCAUUCACAUCCCUAAUCCGAUGAUUGCUGUGAAGGCCCGUGAUGAAUUCUGCCAGAAUGCCAUGUUUUCGAACGCGAAGCUUCGUUUGCUCAUGGCUCUUGUUGGGUUCGAACGUCUCGGGGUGGAAGAUAUACCUGGCGCGUCUUGGGUUAUUCCGGCAACUAUGACGUCCAAAGAUCUACAUGAAACCAUUUCGGCAAUCCACAAGGCUCUCCAGAACCCUCUGUCUGAAAACAGUGAACUUGAUCCUCGUCAGCACCUUCGACGCAAGGAGACUGGGAGCGCCUGGAACAGAGGGGCCCAGGACACCUUCGACGUCAAUUUCGGAUCUGACUCCGAAGGCGAAGAUAAUGUUCCGGAUGGACCCUUAUUCCCACCAAAUCCACGAUCCAAAUCUAAUGCCCUGGAUGAUCUGAAGAAGAAACGCAAGAAGAAGCAAAGGAAUGACUCGGAGAAGGAGCCUUUAGACGACGGAGCUCUUGAAGCUCGCCGCGAGGCGCGUCUUACGAAUGCGCUGGCUCGCCAGGCGAAGAUCAAGAGCGAUCUGUUUAUCCAUGAUAGCGACGAGGAGACCGACGAAGAAGCUGAUAAAGAGUUCUUCCGUCUCGAAGAAAAACGUGGAAAGGAGCAAGCGGAGCAGGUCAAGAAAGCUUUGCUUACAGCCAGCGUGGAAAAAACAACCGCCAAGGGCAACAAAUCUCUUGCGCGCAAACGCAACAAUGGUGCUGGUACUUCCACCGCGGCAACAAAAAGCAAGCGCCAACGACGCAGUUCUGGCUCCGCCGGGAGUGACGGCGACGGCGACAUCCUCAUGGCCGAACUGGACGCGCAGUCGCCGAACUCCCAGCAUGUUUCCACCAGCCGUGAUGCUCGAGAGGAUGAAGACACUCCUCUCACGUCUGGGGAGGACGACCUUGAUUUCGAUGACGACUUAGCCUUCAGUCGAGACCGGAAGACAAACGCCGACACGACGGCCCCCGGGACUACUGCCGAUGCCGACGAGGAUACCCCCGUGGCUGCGCCUCGACGACGCAUGCGUGGAGGGUUUGUGAUUGAAAGUGACUCGGAAUGA
Molecule: messenger RNA, 3504 nt
Organism: Penicillium alfredii
Lineage: Eukaryota; Fungi; Ascomycota; Eurotiomycetes; Eurotiales; Aspergillaceae
Gene: tof1
Product: putative DNA repair protein (Tof1)
Exons: 4
Coding region: 1-3504 (1167 amino acids)
Biological process (GO): DNA replication checkpoint signaling; replication fork arrest; DNA repair
Cellular component (GO): replication fork protection complex
Molecular function (GO): DNA binding
Source: RefSeq, a predicted model, not a curated record